AUGGACCUCAACUGCGACCCCAACAUGGCCGUCGACCCUAGUGCGCUCCAUUUCACGACUAUAUUUGAACAGUCGGCCUUCACGCUGCCCCCUGGCGAGUCUCCGCUUCUCCUUCCGAACGAGAUGGCGCACAACAACGCGCUCUUCUCCGGGGAAGACUUCAGAACGCCGCACUCACAUAUUGAACCCGGCACCGGUCGGAGACUCAGCGUCACUUCAUCCUCUUCUUCCUCCGGUGCCUCGCUCUCCCCCAUCAUGGAGCCUACUCAGGCCGUUUCAAGUUCACCACCAGAUGUCAACUUGAAUGAGUCGACCUCGAGCAUCCGACACCGUCUACCGCGUCCGGCGCACCGCAAAUCAGGCCCGGCGAAACUGGUGCCCCGCGUGCCCUCGCGCGGGAACCUACUCGCGGCCGUGGCGAAGGCCCGACAGGAAUCCCGCUCUGACAGCGAUCCUAGCCAUGCUCGGAAGCGGCCUCGCCACGAGGACGCCCAUGCCUCUGAAGCUCUCCCUAACUCUCCAUCUCUCCCACGCCCUCAGUCCUCUGAAGAACCCGACAGCACGAACUCCUCUCAGUCCGAUCCUGAGGACAUCCCAGGUCGUGAACCCGAGCCCAACAGCUCACCACCCCCAGCAGCCCCAGAUGCAGAGGACGAGGAUGAGACCGAUCCCAACCCACCUUCCCUAAGUCUGCGUCGUCCAAUCACAGCCUCGCCUAUGUCUAGCACGAGCAGCGACAGCGACCACGACGACGGCGAGGUAGUCCCCAUCGCCGAGCUCCUCAAAUGGAUGCGGUACGACGUCCCUAACCGCAAGUCGACCAAGCUCAUCCGCAAGUACAACAAGGCUGCACGCAGCAUUGCCCCAAUGUAUAGCCCGUUCAUGCAGGCCAAUGCCGCCUUCUCUGUCGGGCUAGACAUUGAAAUCGAAGGCAACGACGACGAGGACGACGCAACGGAUCCGCGCUCCUGCCGACGAAACAGCUAUCAUCGCGCGG
Dichomitus squalens LYAD-421 SS1 is the source of this 997-nucleotide messenger RNA. RefSeq lists its product as uncharacterized. The transcript is spliced from 3 exons. The annotation marks the transcript as partial. The record is from RefSeq and is a predicted model, not a curated record. Lineage: Eukaryota; Fungi; Basidiomycota; Agaricomycetes; Polyporales; Polyporaceae.